AUGGAAGCUCAACGACUCUUACUAACUGACGAACACUUCAAACUGAAACUGGACAAAGACCUACAGGAGUACUUUAAAACCACUGACACCCUAGACAGCACAGCACUGACACAAUGGCUGGCCCACAAGUCAGUAAUCAUUAGCCGAGUGGCACACAUCAAAAAAGCAUCAGAAACCAAGCUCUUGACACUACUGAGACAAUUACGAGACGCUACCACCCAACAAUUCCUAUCUCCAUUGCCAGCCCUGCAGUCUGUCAUUGACCAGACACAAACACUGAUUAACGAAUGGCACCUCAACAAAACCACUUACAUGAUGCAGAAACUCAAGACAUGA
Messenger RNA from Pelobates cultripes (western spadefoot toad), 336 nucleotides. The record is from the annotation of a GenBank genome assembly. NCBI's taxonomy places the organism in Eukaryota, Metazoa, Chordata, Amphibia, Anura, Pelobatidae.